AUGGCGAAGACUACCAUAUUGGUUAUCUUCUUUCUUCUCUUCGCAUUCACUUCAUCAAAAUUUGCUUCAGCUUCAGCUGAUAUGGUGCUUGACGCAGAAGGUGGCAUGCUUAAAAAUGGUGGCUCAUACCAUAUCGUCCCAGCCUUGUCUGGAAGAGUCCUUCGUUUUCAUGGUUUCUCUGCAUCAUGUGGUGGCAUUGGGCUAGCUGCUAUAGGGAACGAAACCUGCCCACUAACGGUAGUGCAGAAACCUUCUGAGGAAACCGAUGGCUUGCCUCUGAUAAUUUCAUCUCCGGCAAGAAUCGCAUACAUCGCAGAGGGUCUUCUUUUGGACAUUGCAUUCUCCGCAGUUCCGACCUGUGCUCCGACACUGUCAAAGUGGACGAUCGUGGAGGAACAACCUGCGGGAAUGUCUGUGAAAAUCAGGGGUUAUAACAAUACAGUGGAUGGUAAGUUCAAGAUUAUUAAAUAUCAGAGUCUCUUCUCUAAGCUUAAGUUCUGUCCUACUGGUGAUCCUUGUGGAGAUCUUGGGCUUUAUUAUGAUGAAAGUGGAAAUAGACAUCUGGUAAUUGUUACUGAUGAGAGUCCACUUGCAGUUUUGUUCAAGAAAGUCUUAUAA
This is a messenger RNA of Prosopis cineraria, 618 nucleotides long. Its product is annotated as trypsin inhibitor 1B-like. The record is from RefSeq and is a predicted model, not a curated record. Gene Ontology annotation, molecular function: endopeptidase inhibitor activity. Lineage: Eukaryota; Viridiplantae; Streptophyta; Magnoliopsida; Fabales; Fabaceae. Bases 1 to 618 code for a protein of 205 amino acids. The transcript has 2 exons.